Messenger RNA from Pyrus x bretschneideri (Chinese white pear), 1030 nucleotides. RefSeq lists its product as uncharacterized. The transcript has 5 exons. Bases 103 to 870 code for a protein of 255 amino acids. The record is from RefSeq and is a predicted model, not a curated record. Lineage: Eukaryota; Viridiplantae; Streptophyta; Magnoliopsida; Rosales; Rosaceae.
UUACCCACGACCGAUGAAACGAAUCAAAAUAGCGAUAUCUUAAUCUGAAACCAAAAAGACAAAUAAGAGUAAGAUUUGUUGUGGUGUGUUUCUGAUUGCUAGAUGCAAACCCUCAUUGCCACGGGCUCUUGCUUUCUUUGCAAGUUCCCUAACAACAAUGCCAAUUGGAAGCAUCUUUUACCGAGUGCUCGUAGGCCUUCCUGCAACCUUAGAAAUCAAAGCACAACAAGAAACAGCAGCCUCAGAACCACUUGGCCUUCCAUCUCGUUCGCACUUUUCGCUUCGGGUUUCUUCCUCGGUCCGUUGAUUGAUGGACUCCAUUCAAGGGUUGAUCUUGUGGUUUAUGAAAACGGUUCAACCAAUAUCGGUCCUCUGCACACAAACGUCUGGGUUCCCGUCUUGCUCGGUCUGUUCUACUGCACUGUUGGGAUGUUUCAACUAGUCUUGGAUGAAAGGACCUCUUCAAAGGUUCAGCAAGUGAACCAAGAGAAAGCGUUUGCUUCUUUGUUAUCACUUGUGCUGUUUAUAGAGUUGAGCGCUGAACUGUACAAAGCAGGAAUCGCAGACAACACUGAAGCCUACAUAUUAUUUGCAGGAGCUGAGUUUCUAUGGUUUUUCCUUGACAGAACAUGGUUCGGCUUCCUCCUCGCAAGUGUCAUCGGCCUUGGCUGCCCGGUGGCCGAGAUUCCGUUAAUGCAGUUCUUCCACCUCUGGUAUUAUCCACAAGCAAAUGUUGAGAUCUUCGGCCAGGGACUAGUGAGUUGGACACUCACUUGCUAUUUUGUUUACACGCUGUUUUUGAUCAAUUUCUCACGUUGGCUGAAAUCAGUGAUCGUUGAUGCUGCCGAUACGGAGGACAAGUCCUCUUAAUCGUACUCACUGUCACCAGUCUCAGCCCAGUUUGAUAACUAACUCGGAAAAAUGUCGGAGAAUGUAUUUGAAAUAACUAGAUUUACAUUUCGCAUAGGGUUGAAAAUACGACGUGCAAAUAAUCAUUUGAAAUCCAUUUGUUUUCGUCCGUUCGAUCUCA